Molecule: messenger RNA, 1782 nt
Organism: Fusarium tjaetaba
Lineage: Eukaryota; Fungi; Ascomycota; Sordariomycetes; Hypocreales; Nectriaceae
Exons: 1
Coding region: 1-1782 (593 amino acids)
Source: RefSeq, a predicted model, not a curated record
AUGCCUUUUGACUUCAAGGCCUACGACCAGAAAUGCCAGGGCUUGACGCUCGAGGAGCUACAGCGGGAAUGGGAGCACUAUACCCGCCUUAUCUCGGGCGCUGCCACGUCGACUGCAGUGUCGGGAUGCGCUAUUCCCCUCACGCUAGGUGUUUCGACGAUUGGAGUCGCGAUGGCAGCACCGGCGAUACACAACGCACGAAAGAAACGCGAGAUCAUUGAACGACAUCUCAACCGACUUAACGCGACGCAUAAAACACGAAAGCGCGAUGUACUUGGAAGUAUGGCCGUCAGCGGAACGAUUGGCGUAGUCACCCUCGGAGUCGGAAGCAUGGGCGCUGAUGCCGUUGCAACUGCUGGUGCAGAACACGGCAUUCAGUCGAUUGUAGCGAACGAGACGGCUAUCAAGCUCGUGUCGCAUGCUGCGCUCGAUGGUGCGGGGAUGAUGGUUGAGCAUAAGCAUACGGAUCAUUUGAAGAAGAAGGAUGCGCGAAAGGCGUUUCAAAAGGCUGGUGUUUUUCAGGCUGUUCAGGAUGCUAAGGCUGCUGAGGCGGGGUAUACUAUUCAGCCGUAUCAGAGCAAUGGGCAGGUUUAUGCUGCUGGGAGUUCGUCGCAGGCACUUCCACUGCCGCCGCCGCCGUAUAAUGUUGCUGUUGGUCAGACACCUGUACCGCAAAGCUACAACACUACGCUGAAUGGGUAUCCUCAGGACUUCAAAGCUCCAGCCCAACACCAAGUCCAGCAAAGCCAGACUUACUUGACGCCGCAUGUCACUGGACAACAGCCUAUACAACAGCAGUAUGAUUACUCACAGCAACAAGUCCCGACAUAUGGUGCACCAUCACCUAUGCCUCCAGCGAGCACGCAGAUGUUCUCACCACCGCAAACACCAGCCGUGCAGUACCCUCCUCAGACUACACAUGCACCAAACAUGCAGCCAGCACAGCCGCAGCCUCUCUACCAACAGCAGACAGGAGCUCCGCCCUAUAACCCUGCUGUGACACCGCAGCCUUUCAACAUGGUUGCCAUGCAUCAGGCUCUUCCUCCUGCUACACCAGCGCCAUCUACUCCUUAUCAACAGCCGCAGGUUCAACAGGUUCCGAAUAUGGUGUUGCCUACACUUCCGCAGGAUAACCCUCAUGGAUAUAUGCCUCAACAAGUACAGCCGCAGCCAACUGGACAAAUUGUUGGUGCACCCCAAGCGGGAUACUCCCCACCUACCCCAGCAACAACAGCUGGAUAUCCACCUGCUGUCACAGUUUCGCACCAGCCAACACCGCAGCCUGCUUCUGUAGCUCAGGUCCCACCGCCUGCUGAUACAGCCAAUGGUUACCAGACUCCAGUGCAACAUGUUGCACCGGCUGUCCAACCGCAGUAUCAGCAGCAGCCCGGCUAUCCAACGCCCCAGCACACUGGCACUUACCAGCAAAGUCCAGCGCCUGCACCCGUAGACCGAAGAAGCUCAUUCAUAGCCCCGCACCAACCAGCAUACGCUCCGCAUGCACCAUACAAUCCUCAAGAUUGGGCUCCCAAACCUCAACAAGCUUAUGCUCCUCAGGCUCCCAGCAUGGCCAGUCCAGCUGCACCAGCGAUGCAGUACCAGAUGCCGCCGACUCCUCUCCCAACUGGCUCAACAGUGAAUCAGUACCAGUACGACAACAAAGGUUCAUAUUUCCCAGCCCAGCCUCAAACCCCUCAGGUGACAGGGCAAGCCCCGCAACAAUAUCCACCAGGGAAUUAUGCCGGGGCCCCGAUGCACAAUCCUGUACAGGUGACGCAAUAG